Messenger RNA from Colletotrichum chrysophilum, 195 nucleotides. RefSeq lists its product as uncharacterized. Bases 1 to 195 code for a protein of 64 amino acids. Lineage: Eukaryota; Fungi; Ascomycota; Sordariomycetes; Glomerellales; Glomerellaceae. The transcript has 2 exons. The record is from RefSeq and is a predicted model, not a curated record.
AUGCGGAGGUGUGUCGACAAGCGAGCGCUGGAGAAGCUCAUAUCCGAAGACAGCAACAUCGACCUCUUGAGGGAGUAUCUGGACUAUUUGGACGAUGGAAAGUGGACAGCGUCUUUUCAAGAUGACAAUGAUGUAUCGAAGUAUUUCGGCUUGGCAUACGUCGUGCUGGAAUACCAUUUGAGUCCGGUGCUAUGA